Messenger RNA from Penicillium atrosanguineum, 537 nucleotides. RefSeq lists its product as uncharacterized. NCBI's taxonomy places the organism in Eukaryota, Fungi, Ascomycota, Eurotiomycetes, Eurotiales, Aspergillaceae. The transcript is spliced from 3 exons. The record is from RefSeq and is a predicted model, not a curated record. The coding region runs from base 1 to 537 and encodes 178 amino acids.
AUGUUCAAGCUACUUCCUAUCGCGCUCCUGGCGACUCUCGUCGUUGCUGAUCCUACUGUUUACCUUAUCCGUCACGGUGAGAAGCCUGAUAGCGGUAAUGGGUUGACUGCUCAGGGUGAGGAGCGCGCUCAGUGUCUGCGCACUGUUUUCGGUGCUAGCUCGGGUUAUAAUAUUGGUCAUAUUAUGGCUGAGACUCCUGAGAGUGGAGCCAAUGUUGACUCCUUUACAGAUGGCAAGCGUCAGCGUCCCUAUGACACAGUCGAGCCUCUGGCUGAGGACCUCGGUCUGACUGUUGAUACUUCAUGUGACCGUGAUGACUCGAAGUGUGUUAAGGAUGUUGUUGAUAACUACACUGGUAGUGGCAAUAUUCUCAUCUGCUGGGAGCACGAUGCGCUUACGGAUAUUGCGGAGGAGCUGGGUGAUGAUGAUGCGCCGGAUUAUCCCGAUGACAGCUUCAACAUCAUCUGGACUGAUCCUUCUCCUUACACUUCUAUCACCUCGGAGACUAGUGAGAACUGCCCUGGUCUGGAUAAUUAG